Molecule: messenger RNA, 858 nt
Organism: Triticum aestivum (bread wheat)
Lineage: Eukaryota; Viridiplantae; Streptophyta; Magnoliopsida; Poales; Poaceae
Exons: 1
Coding region: 1-858 (285 amino acids)
Biological process (GO): DNA repair; telomere maintenance
Molecular function (GO): DNA helicase activity
Source: RefSeq, a predicted model, not a curated record
AUGACAAGGAGACAGGCAGUCGAGGCCCUUGAUAAUAGCAUGAGGGACAUCAUGGCUCAACCUGACCUGCCAUUUGGUGGAAAGACUGUCGUGUUUGGGGGACAUUUCAGACAAGUGCUUCCUCUUGUUCGCAAGGGAACAAGGUCACAAAUAAUUGACGCGACGCUACGCAAGUCUUACCUUUGGGAGAGUAUGAGACAUAUAAGACUUGUCCGUAAUAUGAGGGCUCAAAGUGAUCCAUGGUUUGCUGAUUAUCUUCUGCCUGUCGGGAAUGGCACCAAAGAUACUAUGGAUGAUGGUUACAUACGACUCCCAGAUGAGAUUUGUGUACCAUAUACCGGCGUUGCCUCUGAUAUUGACAAGCUUAUUGAAAGUGUUUUCCCGAUGCCGCUAGAUGAAAACCUCUUGGAUCCAAACUACAUAGCGUCCCGAGCAAUUCUAUCAACUCGGAAUGAGUACAUUGACAAAAUCAAUAUGAGGAUGAUUGAGAGAUUUCCUGGGGAGGAGAUGAUAUACUACAGUUUUGAUCGCGCGGAGGAUGAUCCACACAACUACUACCUUGCAGAAUUCUUGAAUUCAUUGACACCUAAUGGUCUACCUCCCCAUAUCCUCAAGUUGAAGAUUAAUUUUCCUAUUAUAUUGUUACGGAACAUUGACCCAGCGAGUGGGUUGUGCAACGGGACGAGGCUGAUUGUCCGAGGGUUCAUGAGGAAUGGAAUUGAUGCUGAGAUUGUGCUGGGCCAGCAUGCUGGUAAGAGGGUGUUCCUUCCUCGAAUUCCUCUUUGCCCAUCAGAUGAUGAGAUUUUCCAUUUAGGUUCAAGAGGAAGCAGUUUCCAGUCAGGCUUAGCUUUGCUAUGA